Molecule: messenger RNA, 483 nt
Organism: Cladophialophora carrionii CBS 160.54
Lineage: Eukaryota; Fungi; Ascomycota; Eurotiomycetes; Chaetothyriales; Herpotrichiellaceae
Exons: 2
Coding region: 1-483 (160 amino acids)
Source: RefSeq, a predicted model, not a curated record
AUGGCGCACGAACAACAUGACCAUGACCAUGACCAAGACCAAUCUUACGAUGAAUCCUACGAGAGCACCUACGACAAGACGGUUGAAAUCACCCUGAAGCUGAAGGAGUCAAUGCUCGAGGGCUUGCACGACGACCCUGACGACAGCAGCGACGAUGACUGCGAUAGUGACGACGGCGCCCACCACCCAGAAGGCGCUGACGACUCCCCUCCGGAGCACAUCCAAGAACUUCUCCAGGAGGUCAAAGACGCCUUCCAGGAGGUUAACGAUGCCUCGCAGCAGAGCGAUCCCUCGUGCCACCAUGAAGACGAGAACCUCCAACAGACAUUGAUCAAGCUGCACCAGUCUUUGAAGGAGCUCAAGCCUUUCGGCCGCCGUAUACCUGCGUUCCGCAAGUUUCACAAGCUUGUUCACAAAGCUAUGAAGGGACAUGGACAUGGACAUGGACAUGGACACCCGUCAGACGCCGCCUACGAUGAGUAA